GGGUUUUUUUCAUUACCAACUGUAUCAAAUGUCAUUUAAAUCAGCUGAUUGAAAUGGUUUUUGUGUGGUUAUAAAAGCCAAAAAGUGGGUUUUUUGUUUAUAUUUAUAUCAUUUCAAAUGGUGCAAUGAAAUUUCUGACUUAUUUAAUUACCGGAGAUGGAUAAAUACACCGUGGAUUUAGAUCAGGUUUUAAACGAUUUCGAAUAUAGCGAAUUAACCGAUCAACAUAGUUCAAAUCACAAGCAAAAUUUCAACAAUUUCAAAAAUUCCAAUGUCAAACAUUCAAUUAAUAACGUUUUUCACAGUUUAAACGAGUAUUUAAAUACUGAUAUUUCGCCCAAAUGUGAAAUUAAACCGAUUUUGCCUGAAACUGGCGAAAAUUCCAGCCCUGAAAUCACCGACAAUAAUAUAACCGAAGAAAAAGUCACUAGUGAAAGUGACCAAAAUCAAGAAGAAAACACUGAAAUUAAUCACUUAGUUGAGGAAGAAAACACUGAAAUAAUCUCAAUUGAGGAAAAAAACGAAGAAACAGUAAGUGAACAAGAAGGAUCUGAUGAAACAAUUGAAAAUGACAUUUGUGAUGAGUCACGUGAUUCACCUAUAAUUGAAGAAAAUCAAGUCAGUGUAGUUGAAACAAACGUGUCAAUUAAUCAAAAGACUGAUGAAAAACCAAGUAGUGACCUUGAAAGUGUUAAAUGUGAAGAAAAGAGUGUAAUUAAAGUUGGCUUUGAUGAAGAUAUCAAUUUAGAUGAGUCCGAAUUGAACCGUUAUUUGGACGAAUUAGAGAAAGAAUAUGAAGAAACACCAAAAACUGAAGAAGAAGAAGAACCGUCAAGUGUGAGGCCUAAUAAUCUCCCAUUGUCCAAUCAAGAGGACGAGAAACCUGUCAUAGACCUCGUAGGUGAACCGGGUUCAACGCCCUAUAAUAACGUUUAUGUCAAUAAGGAGUUGCCUCAGGAGAAGCAAAAUAGCGAUACUGAGUGUUCCACUUCCGCUUCCCCUACAUUCUCUGACAUUUCCACUGAGACUAAUUCAUCGUGUACGCCAUCUACCGACACAGUGGAGGAACCAAUACGUGAAGCCGCCCCCCCAAACGAGGCCACAGAUGACCCCCAAUUGGGUAAACAAGCCCCUGUGUGGAUCCCCGAUUCGGAAGCAACCAAUUGCCAACAUUGCGACACAAAAUUUACUGUAAUUAAACGUCGACAUCAUUGUCGUGCUUGCGGUCAAGUUUUAUGUUCGAAAUGUUGUAAUCUAAAAUACCGACUUGAGUAUCUCGACGAUAUUGCACGAGUUUGUACGAAAUGUCACGAAGUAUUAGAAAAGAGCAGUGUGACCAAUAGUUCAGAUAGCGAAUCGAAUUCCCCUAGAUCACAACCGAAUCCGAAUAAUCCACUUGAGUAUUGCUCGACGGUGCCCCCACAUCAACAAGUAGCAGGAAAUGUGGCCCCACCGGCUGUUAUGGUACCUGUGGGGGUGCUUAAGAGGAAAGGGUCAAGUAAAAGGAGUAAUAAAAGUGUUAUGUUUUGUGAUGGAAUCAGACCUGGGAGUGAUUUGACUAAUUUAGAUAAUGAUUUUAAUUACAGUAGGGUGAAGGGUGGGGAUGAGAAGAAUUUUCCAGUUGUUGAUCCGGAAACUAACAGUUUUAUACCCAAAGGGGAUGAUUUACCCCCAACUGUCACUAUAAAUAAAUCAGAUUUAUCGUAUUUGGAGUGCAGUAAUGGCCCAAACGUGGUGGAAAUGUUGAAAAAUGAAACUUUGAUUUUUUCCCUUCAAACUAAUCUCUUAGUUCACGUCAAAAUAAUUAAUAUGGAUUGUUGUAUAAACAAGACAGCGUGGUGUUUCUCAACUGAAGGCUUAAUAAAUGUCGGUCAGGACGAAGUUGUGAUCCUUCUCGAAUUACUCGACGAUGAAAAAACUGUCCCUAAAGAUGUUUUCUUUCAUUUGAAUAAUAUUUAUUUGGAUGCGGUUAAAGGCACAUCUGUAAAAGAAAUGGGAUUGUCAUUACACACCACAACGAAUUUUUUGGGUUCGAAAAAUCACGCCGGUUUCGUGUAUAUAAGACCAACAUUUCAAUGUUUAUGCAACGUAAUAAAGCCUCAAAAACCGUUUUUAAUCGGACUUUUGAUACAUAGAUGGGAGACUCCAUGGGCGAAAUUGUUCCCUUUGCGACUUGUUUUGAGACUGGGGGCUGAAUAUCGCUAUUAUCCCAGUCCGAUUAUCUCGAAUCGGUAUCGAGAUAGCGUGUUUGUUGAAAUUGGACACACGAUUAUUAAUUUACUUGCUGAUUUUCGCAACUUUUCGUACACUUUACCCCAAAUUCGGGGCCUUACCAUCCACAUGGAGGACAAAAACACCACUGUGACAAUCCCCUCGAACCGCUACGAUCAAGUGAUGAAAUCGAUGAACAAUUCCAGUGACCACAUUUUGGCAUUUGCUGGAAAUUUUAGUCUUUUAGCCGAUUCGCAUUUAGUCUGCAUUCAAGACACGCAAAGUAAUGAAAAUACUUACAGUACACAUGCGAUUAAUAUUCACAAUAAACCACGAAAAGUAACUGGGGCAAGUUUUAUUGUUUUUAACGGUGCUCUUAAAUCGUCGAGUGGUUUAACUGCAAAGUCUUCGAUUGUCGAAGAUGGUUUAAUGAUUCAAAUCCCCUCGGAUCAUAUGACUCAAAUUCGGGAAAGUUUACGCAAUAUGAAAAAUCACACUGUACAAUGUGGUUGUAUUAAUGCUGUGUCCGAUGAAACGGUUAAUAUUGUAUGGGGGGAGCCUGAUACGAAUUUCAACGUCGGGGUUUCUUCACCAAUUGAUAAUAAAUCGAUGGAGGGGAUUCCCUCGAUUCGAGUCCAUAACGGGAAGGAUUAUGUCAAUGGUAAUCGAUUUAUUCGUUGGACUGAGGUUUUUAUUGUACAGAAUGAGAGUGAAGCUAGCCGUAAUCAGGACCCAAUUGACAUUUCCAAAGUAUCAGAGACAAUCGCAAAAGCGACUUGUACAGCCCUUGUCAAGUAUUUAGACUUAUUGAUAAGUAAUAAUUUUCACAAAAUUGGGAUUAGGGCUAAUCUUAAUGCACUUUUUGUGGCGUACUGUGCUGGGAGCAAUGGUGUAAAGUUGCCACCGAUUUACAUGGAAAGUUUGGAUAAUGAAUUGGUUCCUGUGCUCCACAAACAUGCGACUAGUGAUUGUGACGAAAACACAAUAAUUCUGGAAUUAAUAUUCCGUAUUUUAAAUAAAUAGUAUUGGUGUAAUUGUUAAAUUAUAAAAAUUUUAUUUGUUAUUUUUAAUUAAUAUAAUAACUAACCAAGUUGUAA
Messenger RNA from Tribolium madens (black flour beetle), 3308 nucleotides. It is a transcript of the gene Sara, whose product is annotated as zinc finger FYVE domain-containing protein 16. Gene Ontology annotation, molecular function: metal ion binding. The transcript has 10 exons. Gene Ontology annotation, biological process: endosomal transport. Bases 157 to 3234 code for a protein of 1025 amino acids. Gene Ontology annotation, cellular component: early endosome membrane. The record is from RefSeq and is a predicted model, not a curated record. NCBI's taxonomy places the organism in Eukaryota, Metazoa, Arthropoda, Insecta, Coleoptera, Tenebrionidae.